Zychaea mexicana is the source of this 225-nucleotide messenger RNA. RefSeq names its product DUF1748-domain-containing protein. The coding region runs from base 1 to 225 and encodes 74 amino acids. NCBI's taxonomy places the organism in Eukaryota, Fungi, Mucoromycota, Mucoromycetes, Mucorales, Lichtheimiaceae. The transcript has 2 exons. Gene Ontology annotation, cellular component: cytoplasm. The record is from RefSeq and is a predicted model, not a curated record.
AUGUGGGGCCGCAUAUUUCACUUUACUGCCGACGCCGUUCUCAUUUCCGCAGUGCUUGCUGGCAUCAAACGAAACACAGGAUUGAAACCUGCUGUAUCCCAGAUCGAAAACGACGAUGUUCGGAAAUACGUGCAAAAGUACCUCGACGUGGGAGAGUGGAUGUUUGACAACAGCGUUGUGUUUAUGAACAACUCGCCUUAUUUUGAGCGAAAGAGCGACAGCUAA